Messenger RNA from Acytostelium subglobosum LB1, 2349 nucleotides. RefSeq lists its product as hypothetical. Gene Ontology annotation, molecular function: ATP binding; protein kinase activity. NCBI's taxonomy places the organism in Eukaryota, Evosea, Eumycetozoa, Acytosteliales, Acytosteliaceae. Bases 1 to 2349 code for a protein of 782 amino acids. Gene Ontology annotation, biological process: protein phosphorylation. The transcript has 6 exons. The record is from RefSeq and is a predicted model, not a curated record.
AUGUCUACAUCUUCAAUACAGGUAUUGGAGGGUGAUGGCCAACAUCCAGUCGCUGGAAACAACGCUGGCAAUAUAAAUAUACAAAUUGGAAUUCAUGCCACUGCUACUGCUACGGCAACAGCAACAGCAACGGCAACGGCAACGACGACGACCACCACCACACCUUCGAAACAACACGCAAACAAUUCGACAUUGACAAGACGCACGGCCAAGAUGUUCAAUCAUUGGUUCGACACAAUCAAGAAGUCAAAAGACAGGUCACAUUCUUCAUCUUCACAACAACAACACCAACAACAGACACAGCAACAGCAACAACAACAACAACAAUCUAUUCACAGCUCAUUACCAUCAUUAUUUUAUCAACCAGUUGCUGCUACAGCUGCAGUUAAUAUACACGGAAAUAGUAAUAGUAGUAGUACUAGUAGUGGACGAGGUGGAGGUGGCCAUGACCACGACGACGACCUCAGCCACUCAUCGAUAUCAUACACAUCCGAGUCUUCAGAGUCCUCGUCGACUUCGCCAGUCGCCACACCGAUCAGCUCAAUAUCGCCACUCAACCAAUCAUCCAACAACAACUCGUCGUCAAGCACGCCAGCAUCCAACUCACACUUUGCAAUCGAAGGCGCGCCAAUACCCUUCCCCAAGCACAACAACAACAAGUCCACGCCACACCUCAUCAAGUCCACUUCGUUCCCCUCGAUACCCAAGCAUCAGUCGGCGUCGGCACCCGACCGCGAGUCGACCAUGCCCAUCAACUUUGAGACCAAGGCCACAAAGGAGAACUUCUACAAGAUGAUCGAUGAACCCAAGAGUUUCUCGCGCUUCAAGAGCUACAUGGAGAACUAUCAGAGCAUGGAGAACCUCUCCUUCUACCUGGAGAUCAAGCGAUACAAGCAGAUCACGUCCAACGAAGAACGGCGCUAUGCAGCCCAAGAUAUAUGGCGCAGAUUCUUUGUAGACGAUGCCUCUACCCAGCUCAAUCUCGAGUCAUGUCUGAAGCGCAGUGUGGAGGAGGCCAUGCGCACUUCCGAGCAUCCAGGCAUGGACAUAUUCGAUGAGGUCGAGAACCAGGUGCUCGAGGACAUGGUGUGCGAUGCCUUUCUGCACUUCCUCUCUUCACCAUUCAAUCAAGAAUGGCGAGUGUCGUCAAAGCCAAGUUCGAUCAACCUAAUGGAGUCACCCCAGUAUAACUCACCAGGUGCCAACUACAACAACAACAACAACUAUGGAAGUGGCAGUAGUAUUAAUGGAAUAGUGUCACCAACAUCACCUAGCCCUGUAUGUGUAUCGGUGGUGUCGUCCCCGGAGUAUCCAGAGGUGUACCUGGGGCGCGAGGCUUCCAAUGGUACAGUCAAGCGAGAGGCUUCCGAGAUCGAAUAUAUCUUGGACGAGGUACUAAAGAACAACUUGUCGAUCCAAACCGAGAUCCCCUACACAGACGUGGCCAUUAGCAAUUGGAUUGCGUCCGGAGUGUCAGGUCGAGUGUAUUUAGGUAACUGGAAGGGAAAGGAUGUUGCGGUCAAGAUAUUUGGAGAGGAGUUGAACGUGUUCUUUGAUGUUGGCGAGUACAGGAAAGAGGUUGCAAUGAUGACCAUGCUCAAGCACGACUCUCUAGUACAAUGUUAUGGUUCAGGAUCGUAUGGAAACAAUUUCUUCCAUCUAACAGAGUACUGUUCCAAGGGAAGCCUCACUGAAUAUUUAAAGAACACUUCAAACAUAUUGGACAUCCAAACCCAACUAUCAUUCGCAUUGGACAUCGCCUAUGGAAUGAGAUACCUUCACUCAAUGUCAAUUAUCCAUCGAGAUUUAAAGAGUUUGAAUGUCUUGAUUACCGACAACAACAAGAUAAAGAUUAUUGACUUUGGAUGCUCGAGGAUCACAAAGAAGUAUAUGACCAGCCAUGUUGGAACACAGGCAUGGAUGGCUCCAGAGUUGUUCACUUCGAAACACUACACAGAAAAGGUGGACGUCUACUCUUUUGGUGUCAUACUAUGGGAGAUAUUCACUAGGAAGGCACCUUAUGAUGAGAACGUACCAUUCAACGCUCCAGUCCUGGUAGCCAAAGGUGAGAGACCUGAGCUAUCCAAAGACUUCCCUUCACCUAUUGUAAAGUUGAUAAAGAAAUGUUGGUCACACAAGCCAUCACACCGACCCUCUUUCACCAAGAUAUGUACAUACUUAGAGGACUUUAGACAACAACAUCAGAUACAACUACAGCAACAACAUCAACUACAGCAACAACAACAUCAACAACAUCAACUACAACUUCAACAACAACAACACCAUCAACAUCAACAACAACUGCAUACCGGUUUCGAAAUUGGAAGCAGUCUAAUCAGGAGGAGAUAG